UUAUAUUUAUUUUUAUUAAAAUAACACCUAAGCAGGUCGUUACAAUUCUCUCCCCAGGUUCCGUCCAUCUGCUCGGGUAUGGCAGAAAGAUGAGCAAAAACGGUUAUGGAGGAGGCGGAACUCAGGGCCCAGUAUCAAUGAAGCCGGUCAGAUUUCUAUCUCAAUAGAAAGCAAAGAUUUCGAACUCUCAAUUGAAGGGCAGGGCAUCAAAAUCUCUGAAUCCAAAUCAGGUAAAAUGCGCCUUCUAUCAAUCUCUAGGGAUUUAGCACAAUGGCUGAUUGAGGUUCUAACCAGGCCAGUUUACUCAAAGGAAAAUUGGGAAAUAACUAAAUUUAAUGGGGAUUCUAUCCUCAAAGUAUGUUGGGAUUCAAAUUGUUCUGGACAGUAUGCACGCCUUUCAACUGAUAAAGGGAAUUCCUUAAUUUUCAUCCCGGCUGGGAACUCUUUAGAUGGACUCAAUCUUUUUUGCAAGGGUUUGUCUGAGAUUUUAAGGAUCUCAGAACAGAGGCUUUUUGAGAGUAACCAAAUGCUUCUGCGAUAUGGUGAAAAGGAAGGUUCCAGGUUUAUUCAAGCAAAUAUGGAUGAAGGAUGGCGAUGCUUCCAUAGCGAGCUGGGCUCGGGUGGAUAGGAUGAAGAACAGAAGGGUUAUGGGAAUAGUUACUAUGUGGACUCAACACAUGAAAAGGAGAUGGAAAGUAUUCGGAGACACACCUCAGAUGUUGAGCCGCCUCCUAUCGACCAGGAUUGUCUGAAGCAAUUCGAACAAGUCAUUAGGGAUAACAUCAACAUAUUUCGGAAAUCAAUAGCUAACAAAAAGUUUUUGCAUGCUUUAAAAAAUGGACAGGUACUCAGUUUCUCAGGGGAAGUCAUUAGGGUUACAAGAGAGGCAAUGAAGAGCUUUGAAUUCAUUGAUGCAGCAAAAUUUGAAGCAACUAUGCUUGGUUGUGGAUUUUCUAGCUUAUGGGAAGGCAGUCUCUUCGGGCUGAAUCGUUUUGAAGAAGAAGAAGACUGGAAUGAGUAUUUUCUAGCUGAACAGUUAGCUUGGCUGAGGAUUUUUGGCUUCUAGGAGAUGUUUGCUGGGUAGUAAGCUUCAAGAGGAAGAAGUCAAAUUAUGGGCUGGUGUUAUAGCCAUCUCCUUAUCCUUU
This is a messenger RNA of Cuscuta campestris, 1145 nucleotides long. The record is from the annotation of a GenBank genome assembly. Lineage: Eukaryota; Viridiplantae; Streptophyta; Magnoliopsida; Solanales; Convolvulaceae.